CAACGUUGAUGUUGCUGUCAGUAGCUAGCUAGCUAUAGCUCAAGGAAAUUAAACAAAGCUUUUCCCCGGCAGCAGGAGAGCCACUGGCGCGCGCGCACAGCACAAUCACAUCUUCUCGUUGUUGUUGAGCUCCAGCUACCUCGGCCGCGAAGCAAACAAGGCAAGGCCACUGGCCGCCCAGCGCCGGCCGCCCGCCCUGUCGCUGUCCGGCCGCCGACGACCGCGCCCACACGCAAAGGAAAGAAGAUGCGACGAGCUCAGAAACAGAGUUAUCAUCAUCGAUCCACUUGAGACCUUUCCAUGAGGCAACCAUGCUCUUCCUCAUCGCCAAGUACUUAUCGUCAUCCUCAUCAAGACGCCGCGGCAGCAGCAAGCACACGGCGGCGGCACCCGGCGACAACAACAGGGAGAUGCCGGCGGCGGCGGCGGUGGAGCGAGAGCGAGAGCAGGGGUGCAUGGCGGGCUGCGUGCCGGUGGCUAUGCGAUACAAGCGGACGGGGGCGUCGGCGAAGGUGGUGACCGUGACGGCGUCGUCGGCGAGGACGUCGAGGCACGGCUUCGUGAGGUCGGCGGCGUCGGGGCUGUUCCGGGACGGCGCGGCGGCGCGGGGGCGAUACUUCACCAACCACGAGUCGCUCCCGCCGCUGCCGGAGGCACGCGCCGAGUUCGCCGCCGCGUUCCCGCAGUACUCCGCCGGCGCCGGGGACGGAGAAGAGGCCGCCGCGGCGGCGGACGCCAUCAGGGCCCGCGAGUACCCGCACCUCGCCCGCCACGCGUGCCUCGACUACACCGGCGUCAACCUCUUCUCCCACGCCCAGAUGGACUCUUCCUCUUCUUCCCUGCCGUCCACGUCGUCGUCGUCCCCGGCGCCGGCGCCGUGGCAGCCUCCCUUCUUCGACGUGGCCUACAGGUCCGCGACCCUGCGGUCGCAGGUGGAGCAAUGCGAUUCCGGCGGCAUCGGCGGCGGAAUCGGCCGCGCGGUGGCGAGGCGCAUCAUGGCGUCGAUGAAGAUGCCGGAGGAGGAGUACGUCAUGGUGUGCGCGGCCAACCGGACGAGCGCCUUCCGCCUCCUGGCCGAGUCCUACGCCUUCUCCUCCCCCAACUCCGGCGGCCGGAAGAAAAAAAAGCUCCUGGCCGUGUACGACUACGAGAGCGAGGCGGUGGGCGCGAUGUCCGCGGCCGCCCGCCGGCGCGGCGCGGAGGUGCUGCACGCGACCUUCACCUGGCCCGGUCUCCGCCUCCACGCCGCCGACCUCCGCAAGAAGCUCCUCCGCCGCCACCAGGGGCUCAUGGUGUUCCCGCUGGUGUCGCGGAUGACGGGCGCGCGGCACCCGUACCUGUGGAUGAGCGCGGCCGCGGAGCGAGGCUGGCACGUGGCGCUGGACGCGUCCGCCAUGGGCGCCAAGGACCUCGACACGCUGGGCCUCUCCCUCCUCCGCCCCGACUUCGUCGUCUGCAACUUCUUCAAGGUCUUCGGCGAGAACCCCUCGGGCUUCGCCGGGAUCUUCGUCAAGAAGGCCAGCCUCGCCGCUCUCGUAGAGGAUUCCCCCGCCGCCGUGGCACGCAGCAUCGGCGUCGUCUCCCUCGUCCCGCCCCGCCGCUGGUCGCUCCGGGACGAUUACUCCACCGACCUCGACCUCUCCCGCAGCUUCACCAACCCCGAUCCGCCGCCGCCGCAAUCGGCCGAGAUCGACAUCACGUGCUCCUUCUCCGGCCCCCUCAGCACCGCCGCCGCCGCUGCCACGCCAGAGAUCUGCGAGGAGGAAGAAGCCCCUGCCCCACCACCGCCGCCGCCGCUGCCGGAAGCAGAGGAGAAGGAGGUGGCGGUGGAGCUUCGGGGGCUGGACCACGCGGACGCCCUGGGGCUGAUCGCGAUCGGGAACAGGCUGCGGUGCAUCAGCAACUGGCUGGUGAUCGCGAUGCAGAAGCUGAAGCACCCGCACCCGGAGGACACCGCCGCCAUUGGCGGGGGCGGGGGGCAGCAGCUGGUGAGGAUAUACGGGCCGCGGGUGAGCUUCUCGAGGGGCCCGGCGGUGGCGUUCAACGUGUACGACUGGAAAGGGGAGAAGGUGGCGCCGGGGAUGGUGCAGAAGCUCGCCGACCGCCACGCCGUCUCCCUCACCUGCGGCUUCCUCCGCAACGUCUCCUUCGCCGAUAAGUACGACGCCGACCGGACCGCCGUCCUCGAGCGGCGGCGGAGCAACGAAGGGGAGGAGGAGGUGUGGGGGAUCCACGUGGUGAACGCGUCGCUGGGGUUCCUGAGCAGCUUCGAGGACGCCUACAGGCUGUGGGCGUUCGUGGCCAAGUUCCUCGACGCCGACUUCGUCGAGAAGGAGCGCUGGAGGUACACGGCGCUCAACCAGAAGACCGUCGAGGUCUAGCACGCUAGCAGGCCACGCUACACCUGGCCGCCAUUGCUUCUGUUUCUGUUUCUGGUCUCAUUCGUCUCCAGCUUCACUCCCCUUUCCAUUCUUUGUCUCGAGAGAGAUUGUAAUUGUUGUAGCUCCUGCCUGCCUGCUUCUGUGAGUGAACUGUAAAAUGUUGUAGACACUGUCUGCUGCUUCCUUGGCAACAAGAAAUGCGCACGUCUUGGGAAUGAAUCCUGACCUGUGCCCAAUGUUCAA
Molecule: messenger RNA, 2624 nt
Organism: Brachypodium distachyon (stiff brome)
Lineage: Eukaryota; Viridiplantae; Streptophyta; Magnoliopsida; Poales; Poaceae
Exons: 1
Coding region: 312-2381 (689 amino acids)
Source: RefSeq, a predicted model, not a curated record